AUGGAAGUUCUUAAUGAAACCAAUGUUGGAGAAUUUAUUUUCACUGGACUGGUGGAUAAUUAUCUACACGGGUUAUUCCUCUACAUAUUGUUUUUACUUGUUUAUUUGAUAACAGUUGUGGGGAACAGCGGCAUGAUGGCUCUGGUCUGGAACACUUCUCACCUUCAUACUCCCAUGUACUACUUCCUUGCUUCUCUCUCCAUGGUGGACCUCUGCUACUCCUCUGUCAUUACCCCUAAAAUGCUGGUUGACCUUAUUUCCCAGAAAAAAAUGAUUUCAUUCUGUGGUUGCGCUCUUCAGUUGUUCUUCUUUGCUGCCUUGGCUGUGACUGAAGCUCUUCUUCUCUCAUGCAUGGCAUAUGAUAGAUAUGUUGCCAUAUGCUACCCUCUCCACUAUACUUUAAUCAUGACAAAGAAGAAGUGUCUUGGACUUAUUCUCACUUCCACUUCUGUUGGGUUCAUGCAAUCAUCAGUGCAGACCAGUUGUACAUUCAGCCUUAGGUUCUGUGGAUUGAACCGAAUAGACCAUUUUUAUUGUGACAUGCCUCCCUUGCGGAAGAUCUCAUGUUCUGAAACUCUUUAUUGUGACUUGGUGACCAUUUUGUUUACGUGCACGUGUGGCAUGGGGUCAAUGAUGACCAUUCUUGUUUCUUACACGUUAAUUGUUUCUGCCAUCCUACGGAUGAAGUCUGCUUCAGGAAGAAGAAAGGCAUUUAGCACUUGUUCCUCUCACCUUACGUGUGUUUGUAUCUUCUACUGUACCAUUUUCUUCAUCUACCUGCGCCCACCUUCCAGUAGUUUUGAUAAACAAGACAAAGUGGUGUCUGUCUUCUACACAGUGGUCAUUCCAAUGCUUAAUCCUUUGAUAUACAGUCUAAGGAACAAAGAAGUGGAAAGGGCAUUCACAAAAUUAUUUUUUAGUGCUCUCAAUAAUGCCAUCUUUCUAAAAAAAACAUGA
Molecule: messenger RNA, 957 nt
Organism: Xenopus laevis (African clawed frog)
Lineage: Eukaryota; Metazoa; Chordata; Amphibia; Anura; Pipidae
Product: olfactory receptor 1020
Exons: 1
Coding region: 1-957 (318 amino acids)
Source: RefSeq, a predicted model, not a curated record